AUGCUUAUUCUUGUCGCGGGUGUGACCGGGUACUUGGGGAAGCACCUCGCCCAAGUCGGUCUCGAGAAGGGACAUCAGGUUCGGGGCUUCGGCCGUUCGCCAAACAAGCUGCCGGUCGAGCUUUUGGGGAAGCUGGAAUCCUUUGUUCAGUGCGAGUCGUAUGAUGACAGGGCGGCGUUGGACAGAGCGGUGACCGGAGCAGAUGCCGUUAUCUGCUGCUAUACCUCUCACGCCGACGCCGUCCUCGAGGCUCAGAUUAGCCUCCUGCGCGCCGUGGAGCGAGCCGGAAUCAAGGUCUACCACGCUCACUCCUGGAAUGCGGACUGGACAAAGAUUCGUCAUGGCGACUUCGAACAUUAUGAUGCCUACAUUGCGUUCCGUAGGCAUACUGAGCUGACGUCGCCCGUCAGGCCGGUGUAUGUCUUUACUGGACUUGUCGGCGAAUUUGCCUUGAGUGACCUCUUGGGGAUCGCUUACUUCGAAGACGAUGCUGACGGAAAGGUCCUGAAAUACUGGGGGGACGGAAACGCCAAAUGGGACUUCACAUAUUUCGAGGACGCAGCUCGGUUCAGCAUCGACCUCGUCACGACCAACAGAUCAGUCCUGGCAGGGGAGGGUGGAUUUUUCAACGUCCGUUCCGCCGAGGCGAGCGCCAAGAACAUCGCAAAGGCCUACGAGAAGCGCAGUGGAGAAAAGUUGAAGCUGCAGUCGCUUGGGGGCGUCCAGGAACUCGAGGCAGCGCUCAAGAAUGCGAGGGCUUCCACUGACCCUCGGCAGUACUUCGCCUUCGCAAACUACUACAGCCAACUAGCGAAUACAUUGGGAACUUGGAAGCUGGAAAAUCCAAAGGAAGCGGGGGCACCAGAUGCGAUUGACCGCCUUUUUGACAACCAGAUCGAGAUCCCAAAAGUGUACACUUAG
Molecule: messenger RNA, 921 nt
Organism: Ilyonectria robusta
Lineage: Eukaryota; Fungi; Ascomycota; Sordariomycetes; Hypocreales; Nectriaceae
Exons: 1
Coding region: 1-921 (306 amino acids)
Source: RefSeq, a predicted model, not a curated record